Messenger RNA from Parnassius mnemosyne (clouded apollo), 2310 nucleotides. The record is from the annotation of a GenBank genome assembly. Lineage: Eukaryota; Metazoa; Arthropoda; Insecta; Lepidoptera; Papilionidae.
AGAUCCUUUGCGCUUGCUGUUGCGUUCUUGUUUAUUUGUGUUGCAAAUUAAGUUUAUAUUUCGAUAUAAACUUAUUUCUUACGUUAGUAAUAACGUUGAGUUGAACAUCCCGUUCCUCCGUUUUAGUGUUUACAGUGAGAAAGAGACUCAAAAACAAGUGCUGUGCAUUGUGCUAAAGAGACAGAGACUCAAUUUUAUCUUUCAUCAUGAAAGAAAACGAAAGGAAAUGUUACAAGUGUGGAUGUUCUCCUGCUCAUGAUCGUAACAUCACCUUGCAUCGUUUUCCUAAGCCUGGGAGAACAAAUAGCGUACGAUGUGAAUUAUGGGCGAAGUACUGUUUUCCUCAUGAAUCUUGGUGGUCACCAGAAUUUCAAAACAAUCUUCAUUCUAGGCAUUUAAUGUUGUGCACUAAACAUUUUAAGAAAUCAUCAUUCAUUGAUAAUUUUGGAAAGAGGCUAGUCAAAUCUGCAGUACCUGAUGAGGAAUGUGAUAAGAUCACAUUAGCUGACCUUAAUUUGGAACAAAGGAAUGUCAUUCAACAUAUUGCAGGUCCAUCAACUAAUAAACAACCACUGUCUGAAAAUAUUCAGAAGACUAUAACUGUUUCAAAUGUAUUUGAGCCUGUUGCAGGUCCCUCAAAAUUUAUACAACCCUUGUGUGAGAAUGUAAAUUAUAAAACCAUUCCUGACAUAACUAAUGAUAUUCCUCAAGUAACUGAGAAUAUCAACCCUGUUGCUGCUGCAAAUCCAUCCACGAAAAACAAAAAGGAUAAAGAUAUGUUGAUAAAAAUGAAAUAUCAUCUGAGAAAAAUUAACAGGCUUCAAAAAACUGUAAAGCAUCUAAAGAAUGAAGCAUUUCUCAAAGUAUUGAGCAAAAAUGAUUCCGUAAAUAAAAUAUUAAAAUGUAAAAUAUCCCCCUCUUUUGCAUUAUUUUUGCAAGAAGAAUGGCAAAACUAUAAAAAAAAAUCAUAAGGUCGAAGAUGGAACAUGGACUCCAAAAUAAUAGCACUAAGACUGUAUAAAAGGUCACCUAGGUGUUACAAAUUAUUAAGAAGGAUGAUUUGCCUGCCAACACCUAGUUCAUUAAAAGCGUUAUUAAGCAAGUUUCACAUGAAAGUUGGUAUUAAUGACCAAAUUUUUAAUGUUUUGAAAAAAACAAUAAAGCAACAGACUCCCUCAGACAAUGAGUAUAUCCUUAUGUUUGAUGAGAUGUCAAUAAAAAAGUAUUUGUUUAACAGUGGUAGAGCCACGCGCAGCUUUCGCUGUCGCACGGAUGGGCCGGCUCGAUCCGGGGUGGUACCACGACCUCACAGAAUACCAGCGUGAAGUAGAGGUUUACCUCUGCGUUUCGCUUGGUGAGUGCAGGUGGCCGGAGGCCCUUUUUACUGGAAAUGAGGCAUUCCAUCUUAGUCCUCACGGGUGACAACGCAUCUGCAUUUUGAUUCGCAAGCGAGGAUAGAUGUAGAUGUCUAUGGGCCGCAGCAACCACUUACCAUCAGGUGGACUGUGUGCUCGUUUGUCACCCUUAUCUUAUAAAAAAAAAACAACAAAAAGGAGGACAUAAUUGAGGGUUAUCAAGACCAUGCACUGCAGGGCAGGUCACCACAAAUGGCAACACAUGCUCUCGUGUUCAUGAUUGGCGGAAUCCGUAAAAAGCUGAAACAACCAAUUGCUUAUUAUUAUUCUAAGGAGGUGAGCAUUAUGGUCUUUUAUUUGUUCAAGACUUGUUUAAGACUAUAACUUUUACUUGUUUAAGACUAUAACUGUUUCAAAUGUAUUUGAGCCUGUUGCAGGUCCCUCAAAAUUUAUACAACCCUUGUGUGAGAAUGUAAAUUAUAAAACCAUUCCUGACAUAACUAGUGAUAUUCCUCAAGUAACUGAGAAUAUCAACCCUGUUGCUGCUGCAAAUCCAUCCACGAAAAACAAAAAGGAUAAAGAUAUGUUGAUAAAAAUGAAAUAUCAUCUGAGAAAAAUUAACAGGCUUCAAAAAACUGUAAAGCAUCUAAAGAAUGAAGCAUUUCUCAAAGUAUUGAGCAAAAAUGAUUCCGUAAAUAAAAUAUUAAAAUGUAAAAUAUCCCCCUCUUUUGCAUUAUUUUUGCAAGAAGAAUGGCAAAACUAUAAAAAAAAAUCAUAAGGUCGAAGAUGGAACAUGGACUCCAAAAUAAUAGCACUAAGACUGUAUAAAAGGUCACCUAGGUGUUACAAAUUAUUAAGAAGGAUGAUUUGCCUGCCAACACCUAGUUCAUUAAAAGCGUUAUUAAGCAAGUUUCACAUGAAAGUUGGUAUUAAUGACCAAAUUUUUAAUGUUUUG